CACGGCGGAAGCUUGCAAUUAUUCAAACUUCCAAUCUCUCUCUCUCUCUCUCUCAAGUCUGUGUCUGAAUUAAAUUUUGUUGAAUUUAAUGUUUGAUUGAUCGGCUACAGAAGGCCAGUGGAGAGAGAUGAUCCGCGAAGAGAGGAGGAGGAGGAGCAGCAGCAGCAGCAGCAGCAGCCGAGAGAGUAGAAUAUGCGAAUUUAGUAAGAAAGAAAAUGUGAAUUUUAUUUCGAAGAUCGGAUCGAAUUCUAAGAUCAGUUUGGCAAAAGAUACCAAGAUGUUGACUGGAAGUUUUGCAGCCAUUGAAUUCGAAGAGUAUAUGUCGGUCGAGCUGAAGAUGACCAGAAAAUUGGAGACGUUCUCGAGGAAGGCCGGCAACAUUGACGUCCCCAGCAACAGCAACAAAGGGAGCCACAGCCGCGGAAGGAGCAAAGGAUGCGAACAGAACUCCAAAGGAAAAUGUGAAUUUGGCAGAAAGAAAGACAAAGACGAACGUCAACUCAAAACAGGUUUUAUUUCGAAGAUCGGUUCGAAUUCGAAUAGUAUUGCAAAACAUACCAACAAGAAGUUGAUUGAAAGUUCUGCAGCCAUUAAAUUCCAAGAGUAUAAGUCGGUCGAGCUGAAGGUGACCGGAAAAUUGAAGAUGGUCUCGAGGAAGGCCGGCAACAUUGACGUCCACGGCACCAGCAAGAGAUGGUAGGCGACCGAUGAAAAGCUACCGGAAAAUCCAAAUCACACCCAUUUCAGAUUGAUGACAAUGUGUUGGCGUUUAUUAUUGUUGCAGGGGUAUUUUGGGGAGACUGUUGUUUUAUCCAUCUUCAUAUUUACGGUUCGGCGUGUUACCCACGUGUAAAAAAUAUGGUAUGAAAUUUUAAAUAAAAGUUUGAGUGGUGUUUCAGUA
This is a messenger RNA of Diospyros lotus (date-plum), 901 nucleotides long. RefSeq lists its product as uncharacterized. NCBI's taxonomy places the organism in Eukaryota, Viridiplantae, Streptophyta, Magnoliopsida, Ericales, Ebenaceae. The transcript has 4 exons. The record is from RefSeq and is a predicted model, not a curated record. The coding region runs from base 128 to 700 and encodes 190 amino acids.